AUGGAUUUACUUUAUACAGUUUCUCGUAAAUUAAAUAACAAUACUAUUAAUCCUCUUAAACAAUUCGAAAGCUUAACCAGUGGUUGUUCGCUAUGUUCUAUUUCAAAUCAAAAUUUAUUGGCUUUUACAACUGUCACCACCGUAACAGAUACCACAGCAAAUUCUUGGGGAUCUCAUGUUUAUGUAGCUGAUUUAAAUUCGCCAUGGCUUGCUCACAAAGUCACAUCAAAUCUUUGUACUAUAACAGUAUUAGAAUGGGAUUUAGGAGGUGAAAAUUUAGUGAUUGCAGAUUUGAAUGGAAAGGUUCAAAUAUGGGGAAUGAAAGAACACAUAUUAAAUGAAUGGGUUUGUUACGGUUCAGCAGUAUUUCAUGGAGAAAAAAUAUUGUCAGCUGCAUUUUUUCACAAUGGCAGAAAGACAAGUUUAGUUAUAGAAAAGAAAGAUAAUUUUCAAUACAGUGAAAAGUUUAGUCAUCACAGGGUAGCACCUUCUGUAAAAAGUUUCGGUGGAAGACCUCUCGAAGGUUGCUUAGUAGUAUCUGCGACUGGAAUGGUUGGAAUAAUUGUACUUACAAAAGACUUACAAAAUUCUACAUUGCAUUCAGUUUCUGAAAGCUUAGGAACUAUGAGAAAUAGGAUUACAUCUGCCGAUAUAUGUUAUGGGAAAAAUGGUCAAUUUUUAAUAGCUGUGAGCAGCGGUAACGUCAAACUACCUAUUCAGUGUUAUAGAGUUUCUGUGAAAAAAGUUGAUGAUAAAUGUAUCAUAACUUCCCAGGCACUACCUAGUUUUUUCCUACAAAACAUUCCUGUUAAUGAAAGCAGUUGUCGUAAAAUUGUUGAAUUGAAAUUUGUCGUGAGAGAAGAUACUGAUUCUUUAGUUGUAGCUGCGAAUGGUGAAUCUGGGAGUAUAAUCGAAAUAUGGGAACUUAGGGAAAAACCUUUGCCUAUUCAUAAAUUAUUUCAAUCGAAACAUUCUGCUCCUGUUGAACCUCUUAAAACGGUGGCAAGUUUCUGUUAA
Molecule: messenger RNA, 1017 nt
Organism: Pediculus humanus corporis (human body louse)
Lineage: Eukaryota; Metazoa; Arthropoda; Insecta; Psocodea; Pediculidae
Exons: 6
Coding region: 1-1017 (338 amino acids)
Biological process (GO): positive regulation of DNA-templated transcription
Cellular component (GO): mediator complex
Molecular function (GO): protein binding
Source: RefSeq, a predicted model, not a curated record